Molecule: messenger RNA, 698 nt
Organism: Notechis scutatus (mainland tiger snake)
Lineage: Eukaryota; Metazoa; Chordata; Lepidosauria; Squamata; Elapidae
Source: RefSeq, a predicted model, not a curated record
ACAGCAUAGCUUCUGGCUUCACAAAAGUCAUGGAAGUAACCCAACCAGCAUUCAUGGUGGUAAAGAGACCAGAAGCUGCCUAUUUUGAGUGUGAAAUCAAGAACAUGGGUAAUGCUGAAGAUCUAAAAGUAACUUUAUUUAAAGAAGAAGACAAUCGGUCCAUUGAGAUCUGCGCCUCAGCCUUUACUCACACUGGGAUCUUAUUAGGCAACAAGAAGGAAAACCAGAGAUGCCAAGUUUAUCCUGGUCAUGACUGGGUAAAUGUAACACUUUGGGGUUUACAGUCAAGUGAUGCUGGUUUGUACAUUUGCCAGAUUGAACGGAUAUCCCCUCCACCCUACUAUCCAGUCAAAGGAAAGGGGACUCAGCUCUUUGUCAUUGAUAUAGAUUCUUGCCCAGAUAAACAUCUCUAUCUUUGGAUCUUAGUACCAGUAGCUUCUGGGUUGCUUGGAUAUAGCAUUUUAAUCACAAUCUUCAUUAUGACAGAUGUCAGAAAAAGACAUUUUUCUCCUGGGACUUAUGAGAAAAUGAUACCAAUGUAAUCAGAAAGAAAAGGACUUUAAUGGAAAAAGGGGGAAAUGAUUUCUAUGAAGUAUCAAUGAAGAGAAUGAAGUUCCUAAUAACUAAGAAUGUAAUUAUAAUUUCAAGAUUGGAGAAUGAGAGCCAAAGCAAUGCAUUAAUAUGUAAAUGCUGAAAUU